Messenger RNA from Lachnellula hyalina, 1167 nucleotides. RefSeq names its product Phospho-2-dehydro-3-deoxyheptonate aldolase,tyrosine-inhibited (gene ARO4). Gene Ontology annotation, molecular function: 3-deoxy-7-phosphoheptulonate synthase activity. Gene Ontology annotation, biological process: aromatic amino acid biosynthetic process. Gene Ontology annotation, cellular component: cytoplasm. The record is from RefSeq and is a predicted model, not a curated record. Bases 1 to 1167 code for a protein of 388 amino acids. The transcript has 2 exons. Lineage: Eukaryota; Fungi; Ascomycota; Leotiomycetes; Helotiales; Lachnaceae.
AUGCCUAUUCUUGAUCUUGAAAAGCUUGUCGAUGAUACUCGCAGUACGACCCCGCGAUUGCUUCGUAAAAGUACUUUAAGAACAACACUGACACUUCUACCACCUGCAGUCUUGGCACAAGAUCCCUUGAUCGCGCCCGAAUUGCUCAUCUCCGAAAUACCUCUGACCAAUGCCUCCCUCAAGACUGUUCUCCAAGGUCGCCGCGAUGCCAUUGAGAUCAUCAUGGGAAAGUCUGACCGCCUCCUGGUUAUGUGCGGGCCAUGUUCUCUUCACGACCCUGUCACUGCGCUCGAAUACUGCGGACGCCUGAAGGCGCUCGCCGACAAGCUGUCUGAUGAUAUUUGCAUUAUAAUGCGUGCCUACCUCGAAAAGCCUCGUACGACUGUCGGCUGGAAGGGACUGAUCAAUGACCCAGACAUUGAUGAAUCUUACAAGAUCAACAAAGGUCUGCGAAUCAGCCGUCAACUCUUCUGCGACCUGACUGCGCUCGGCAUGCCAAUUGCUUCCGAAAUGCUGGAUACCAUUUCUCCUCAAUUCCUCGCGGAUCUCAUUUCUCUCGGUGCUAUCGGUGCCCGGACUACUGAGUCACAAUUACACAGAGAACUUGCCUCCGGCCUCUCUUUCCCAGUCGGCUUCAAGAAUGGCACAGAUGGUAGUCUGACAGUUGCAAUUGAUGCAAUUGGAUCUGCUGCCGCCAAGCACCACUUCAUGGGUGUCACCAAGACUGGACUCGCAGCUAUCACCAAAACAAGUGGCAAUGAACACGGCUUCGUCAUCCUUCGUGGGGGUACCAAGGGUACCAACUUCGAUGCUGAGAGUGUUAAGACUGUUAAGGAGACCCUAACGAAGAAGGGCCAAAAACAAGCUAUCAUGAUCGACUGCUCGCAUGAAACAGGAAACUCAAACAAGGACCACCGCAAUCAACCCAAGGUUGCUAAGGUUGUCGGAGACCAGAUUCGUGCGGGCGAGAAAUCAAUUAUCGGCCUCAUGAUCGAGUCACAUAUCAACGAGGGCAACCAGAAGGUACCUGCUGAGGGUCCAUCUGGACUCAAAAAAGGUGUCAGCAUCACCGAUGCAUGCAUCAACUGGGAAACCACCGUCGAGACCCUAGAGGACUUGGCUGAGGCUGUCCGGGAACGACGCAAGACUACCAAUGGGCAUUCAUAA